UUGCCGCAUAAAUACAUAUAGAUCGAUAUGAUUGGUCAUUCCCUGACAUCAUUCCUGCACCCAAAUGACAUAGAGUUAGUGCAAACACAAAUCCAAUGGGCUCACCAACAAGUCUCCAAAGGAUCUCAAACUUCAGACAAGAUUUCAUUUCAAUGUCGUCUCCGGGAGAAGAAUCAGCCGCGAAGUGAAGUGAUUACUUACCAAAUGGUUCAGGUGUCCGGACAUAUUACCAACUCUGACAGCUCUGAUGAUCCCAAAGAGUGCACUGAUAUAGAGGGCGACGAUAAGCUUGAGAACAAGAUUCUCUUCAAGGGAUUCAUUCAAAUCAUUCCAACGAAUCCAAUGGCAGAGUUGUCUAUAAUGGACGCCGAUUUGGAUGAAUAUGUUUCCAGACAUUCACUCGACGGCACUCUACUCUUUGCUGAUCACAGCCCACAAAUGGCUACCAUUCAGACCACUAGUGUUAACAAUUCAAUCAAUUUUAUCAAUUCCGGUGCCAAACCGCCCAACGGUUCCUUUGCCGGAGACAGUUCUGUAACCAUUAGUCCCACACUGGAUACCAGCUUUUAUUCACCCAAUACUGACAACCAGUGCGAAGACUCGCCCAUUGGCUCACAGACUGAACGCCUGACACUAAAUGGACUCAAUUAUGAAGAGCUCUCUAAUCAUUCGACAAAUUCAUUGUUGAGUUUCUCAUUUCCCAGCAAUGAUUCCCAAUGUGAUUUCGGUUUAAUAGAAGAUCAAUCAUUUGACGACAAUAUAAUAGACGAUCCCUUCCUAUCGAGCGUCGGUUCCAAUGGACGGAAGAGAAGCGGAUUUGUAUCGCGAGAUGCGCUCCGAUUGGGUCCGUCAGUUGAAACGGAAGCUUCAAUUGUUAACCAUAAGAAUCCAAACUCAAAUCAUUCAGUUGUCUUCGCUUCAAAAGCGGACGCAAAUUGAGUACAAAUAUCUGUUUGAAAAUCCGCAGAAUAUUUCACACAAAAUAAUUUUACUGAAGAAAAGUUUGUACAAUCAAUACCGAGAACUCGAGUAUUUGAGAGCAGCUCUUAGACUGAAUUCAUCGUCAUUUUCAUCUAAAUAUACCAUAAAUUCGUUAUCAAUUCAAUCAAAUGUUGACAUAAUUCACUCGAAUCGAUGCCUAAACGACAUUGAAAUCAGCGACGAAACAAAUUAUCCACAAUUGGAUCAGUCAUUAUUGGCGACUCUCUCGACACCUCCGGCGACCCCUCAAUCGAAAGGCUCGUCUUCUAGUCUAGCACUUCAUGAUAACGACUGUCUGAUAGGCUUUC
This is a messenger RNA of Medioppia subpectinata, 1289 nucleotides long. NCBI's taxonomy places the organism in Eukaryota, Metazoa, Arthropoda, Arachnida, Sarcoptiformes, Oppiidae. The record is from the annotation of a GenBank genome assembly.